GUAUGUAAUUCCGGUUCCGGUUUAGUCUCAGAGCUUUGUUGUUGUGGUGAGUCUCCAGUCGCAAGAUCUCUACCGGUCCUCUGGGUUUCUUCUAGUCUCCCGCGUCUCUUCUGGUCCUCUGGGUCUCCCCUUCAUUUUUUAGCCGCUCAGAUGUACCGAGCUCCGUGCAGACCUCUGCGGAGUCCCGGAGCUCCGCGGCCGGCUGGAAGGUUUCCCUCGCCGGUCUCCUGCUGGGGUUUACCCGGAGCUCGCUCUCCAUACGGAGGCUCCGGAUAUCGCGGAGGUUCUCCCCGGGGCUGCCCAAUUUACUCUCCGGGUUCCCCGGUCUAUUCUCCAGGUUCUAACCGAGGAUACUGGGACGGUUCUCCGGCCGGGCUAGGCAGCGGGUCCUGGGGAUUCGGAGGACAGAUGCGGCGCAGAGGGGACGGUUUCCGGCGGCCUCAGUCCUUCAGUCCCGGUUCAGCUCAGAAGUUCCAGGUGAAGUUUCAGUCUGGAUCUUCAGACUCUUCAGUGGAGAAAUAUUUCAGUCCGUCGAUGCUGCAGGAUCCCUGGGCAGCUUUGCAGCCAGUCAGCGCUGCAGACGCAGCCGCAGCCAGACAGUCAACAUGACAGGAAACAGCUACAGCCGCAGCCAGACACACAACAUGAGAGGAAACAACUGUAACAGAAAAGAAAUGGCUGAGUACUGAAAGGAAACAAACAACUAACAACAGGAAACUACAUACCGAUGCAAACACAGUCAGAUUGAUGUCCUGACAGGAAACAACAAAUGACAAAAAACAAACAGUACAGCCACAAAACAACAACAAAUGCAGACAGACAGCUGCCAUGAAACAACAAACAAACAACAACACAACAUCAGCAGAAAACAAACAAACAAACAAACAACCAAACAAACGUCCUGACAGGAAACAACAUCAGCAGUAAACAGACCUGAGGUCUGUGAGCAUCUUCAGUCACCAGCAGUCUGUGUUUGUCAGCAGUUUCAGGAUCAGAUUUUAAUUAUUUCAGGGAUCAAUCGCUUUAAUUUGAUGUGUUUCUACAUGAAGAACUGAUGAGGAUACACAGAUGAAUGUUUUUAACAAAAUGUUUUCUAACAGUUUUUAAACUAAAUCAGAUUCUUCAUGUGUUGUAUUCAGAGUUUGUAAAAAAAAAGUUCAUUUUUUUUUUUUAAUUAAAAAAAACUUAAAACUUUA
Messenger RNA from Xiphias gladius (swordfish), 1196 nucleotides. Its product is annotated as M-phase specific PLK1 interacting protein. The transcript has 2 exons. NCBI's taxonomy places the organism in Eukaryota, Metazoa, Chordata, Actinopteri, Istiophoriformes, Xiphiidae. The record is from RefSeq and is a predicted model, not a curated record. Bases 151 to 609 code for a protein of 152 amino acids.